Molecule: messenger RNA, 1101 nt
Organism: Exophiala dermatitidis NIH/UT8656
Lineage: Eukaryota; Fungi; Ascomycota; Eurotiomycetes; Chaetothyriales; Herpotrichiellaceae
Exons: 2
Coding region: 1-1101 (366 amino acids)
Molecular function (GO): dioxygenase activity
Source: RefSeq, a predicted model, not a curated record
AUGUCUACAGAGGCUAUCCCGGAGGCCCUGACUGCGCCGACACAAGCGUUCCAGAACUCUCCUCCCUUUCCGGAUGAUGUCCCGACAGCUCCCCUCCUCCGUCUGUCGUUGGCCAAACUGAUCGACCGCGACCCUGAAGAGGUCAACCGGUUCGCCAGGGCUUGUGAAGAUCUUGGCUUCUUCUACCUCGACCUGUCCGGUCCAGGAGACUCGUUAUUGGCCGAUGCAGAUCAUUUGUUUGGGGUAGGCGCCGAAUUGUUUGAGCUGCCCCUUGAGGAGAAGAAGAAGUACGACUUCAUGCACAAGAACUCUUACUUCGGGUACAAAGGCCUGGGCGCCAAUGUUGCCGAUAGAGAAGGCAACUUGGACCGAAAUGAAUUCUACAAUGUUUCGAAGGACGACAUCAUGGGAAUUUCCGACCCAUGGCCGGCCCCAGAAGUGCUUAAUUCCCAGCGUCCAUUGCUGAAGUCCUUCAUUAGUUCGGCACAUGGAAUCGUCGAUCUAGUGCUCGAGUUGCUCAAUGACCACCUGAAACUCCCACCAAACACACUCCAAGAUAUGCAUCGCUUGGAAGGUCACUCUGGCGAUCAAGUUCGAUUUAUCAAAGCACCUCCGCAGCCAAUGAAUGAUCGCAAAACUGCCCUCGGCGAACACACCGACUUCGGAAGUGUCACAGUCCUGUUCAACCGUCUGGGUGGCUUGCAAGUGUUGCCUCCAGGACGCGAUGCGCAAUGGUGCUAUGUCAAGCCACUGCCGAACCAUGCGAUUAUCAACCUGGGAGAUGCGAUGGUCAAAUUUACCAAUGGGCUUUUGAGGUCAAACAUCCAUCGCGUCGUGGCGCCACCAGGGAAACAAGCGGACUACACGAGAUACUCCCUUGUAUACUUCAACCGGCCCGAAGACGAUGUGAUGCUGAAGAGACUCAAGGGAAGCGACAAGAUCCCUCCUUUGGCGGAGGAUGAAGUUGAGGAAGAGAUCAACAGUAAGGAUUGGAUCAUCAGACGAGCGCUGGGCCAUCGUAUUGCCCUCUAUGGCAAAGAUGCAUACGAUUAUGACAGAAUCAAGGGAACGGAGGAAAAAAGCCAACGCGCUUAUCUGUAG